This is a messenger RNA of Arabidopsis arenosa, 5393 nucleotides long. The record is from the annotation of a GenBank genome assembly. Lineage: Eukaryota; Viridiplantae; Streptophyta; Magnoliopsida; Brassicales; Brassicaceae.
AAAAUGUUUCUGAGAUCACAACAAAGCUCAUAUCCAAACACAACUCUUGUCUCUCUCAAUAGAAAAUAUCUUUUGUUGUCUCCCACCUCCCCACCCAGGAUAUGGAUUCUCCCGCUCCCCAGGGUUACAGCCGCAAGGACAAAUCUCUCGGCGUUCUUGUCGCCAAUUUCUUGAUACUGUAUAAUCGUCCCGAUGUUGAUCUGAUUGGGCUCGAUGAUGCCGCCGCGAAAUUAGGCGUUGAACGUCGCCGUAUUUAUGAUGUGGUGAAUAUAUUGGAGAGUAUUGGGCUUGUUGCAAGAAGUGGGAAGAAUCAGUAUUCGUGGAAAGGUUUUGGAGCAGUUCCUCGUGCUCUAUGUGAACUCAAAGAAGAAGGAAUGAGAGAGAAGUUUGGGAUCGUCCCUUAUGUGACCAAGUCAGAGAUGGUCAUUUAUGAGAAAGAAAGAGAAGAAGCUUUCAUGUUAACUCCUGAUGAUCAAGAGUUCUCACCAUCUCCCAAACUUGACAACAAGAAGGAGAGAACUCUCUGGCUACUUGCACAGAACUUUGUGAAGCUGUUUUUAUGCUCUGAUGAUGAUCUGAUAACAUUCGAUAGCGCUACAAAAGCAUUGCUGAUUGAGUCUCAGGAUAUGAAUAUGAGAACUAAAGUUAGACGCCUUUACGACAUUGCAAAUGUGUUUUCCUCAAUGAAGCUAAUCGAGAAGACUCAUGUCCCAGAGACUAAGAAGCCGGCAUAUAGGUGGUUGGGGUCCAAAACCAUUUUUGAAAACAGAUUCCUUACUGGUUCUGCAAGCUUAUGUGAUCGUAAUGUGCCUAAAAAGCGGGCAUUUGGGACCGAACUCACAAACGUUAACGCAAAGAGAAAUAAACCAGGUUGUUCUGAAGACAGCAAGCGUUAUGGAAAACAAAACACAAACAUUGUUAUCAAGCAAGAACAAUGUGAUGUGAAACCGGACGUGAAGAACUUUGCCUAUGGACCAUCCACUCCUGCAGGCACUUGUGAGAUGAAUAAUGUAGGAAACAACAUUAGGCCAAGAGGUCGACUAGGAGAGAUCGAAGCCCUUUCUACUCUAUACCAACCACAGUAUUGCAAUCCUGCACGAGCCUUCUUCAUGCUCUCUCGUGUAACGGACCUAUCAAAGAAGAAGCUAAUCCUUCACCAACCACCACCGUCGUCAUCUCCUCACCGGUUACCUUGUGCUCCGAAUCGUGCGGUGUCUUCCUCCACUGUAAUUAGCUGUCUCAGCGGUGGUGGAGUUUCCUCCGACGAUUCAUAUGUAUCUACUCGUCGGUCUAAGUUAGAUCGAGGUUUCGCUGUGAUCGCGAAUUUGGUGAAUCGGAUCCAGCCGCUUGAUACGUCUGUUAUCUCUAAAGGCUUAUCCGAUUCAGCUAAGGAUUCGAUGAAGCAGACGAUUUCUUCUAUGCUUGGACUUCUUCCUUCCGAUCAAUUCUCCGUUUCCGUUACCAUCUCCGAGAAGCCUCUUUAUCGUCUCCUUAUUUCUUCCAUCAUCACCGGGUAUACAUUGUGGAAUGCGGAGUAUCGUGUAUCACUGAGGAGGAAUUUCGAUAUACCGAUUGAUCCUAGAAAGGAGGAGGAGGAUCAAUCUUCCAAAGACAAUGUUAGAUUUGGUUCAGAGAAGGGAGUGAGUGAGGAUUUAGGGAAUUGUGUUGAGGAGUUAGAGAGAUUGAGUCCUCAGGUGUUUGGAGACUUGUCACCUGAAGCGUUGAGUUAUAUUCAGCAUUUGCAGUCUGAGUUAUCUUCCAUGAAAGAGGAGCUAGAUUCACAAAAGAAGAAAGCUUUACGGAUAGAAUGUGAGAAAGGAAACAAGAAUGAUUUGUUGGAUUAUUUGCGUUCCUUAGAUCCCGAGAUGGUGACUGAGUUAUCUCAACUUUCUUCACCGGAAGUGGAAGAGAUCGUGAACCAACUUGUCCAAAACGUAUUAGAGAGGCUCUUCGAAGACCAGACCACUUCAAAUUUCAUGCAAAAUCCUGGCAUAAGGACUACAGAAGGUGGUGAUGGAACUGGUAGAAAGGUAGACACAUCCAGGGAUUACCUUGCAAAGCUCCUUUUCUGGUGCAUGCUAUUGGGACAUCAUUUAAGAGUCUCAGAGGCCAACGCCUCAAGCCCCUUCGGUUCUCUCUCUGCCGCCGAAUUUUACUCCCGCCACUCCGUCGCCCAUUCCUCCGCCUUUGUCACCAACCCAACCGGCCUCAAACUCUUUACCCAAUGCUGGACUCCACUCAACCGUCCACCACUCGGCCUCAUUGCUGUUGUUCACGGCUUCACCGGAGAAUCCAGCUGGUUCCUUCAACUAACAUCCGUACUCUUCGCCAAAUCCGGAUACCUCACUUGCGCCAUCGACCACCAAGGCCACGGCUUCUCAGACGGUUUAACUGCUCACAUCCCAAACAUCAACCUUAUUGUCGAUGACUGCAUCUCCUUUUUCGACGACUUCCGUAAGCGUCACGCUUCCUUCUCAUCUCUCCCGUCCUUCCUCUACUCUGAAUCCCUCGGUGGCGCAAUCGCUCUCUACAUUACCCUCCGCCAGAAACACCAAUGGAACGGUCUUAUCCUCAGCGGCGCAAUGUGCUCGAUCAGCCACAAAUUCAAACCUCCCUGGCCGUUACAACACCUCUUAACCCUAGCAGCUACUCUCAUCCCCACCUGGCGCGUCGUCCCCACCCGCGGCACCAUCGCUGGCGUCUCUUUCAAGGAGCCAUGGAAACGGAAACUCGCCUAUGCUAACCCAAACAGAACCGUCGGUAAACCACGAGCCGCCACGGCCUACGAGCUCGUACGAGUCUGCGAGGAUCUUCAAAGCAGGUUUGAAGAAGUUGAAGUCCCAUUGAUGAUUGUACACGGUGGAGAUGACGUCGUCUGUGAUCCAGCCUCCGUCGAGGAGCUUUAUCGGAGAUGCAGUAGCAGAGACAAGACAAUAAAGAUUUAUCCAGGGAUGUGGCAUCAGCUAAUAGGAGAGUCGGAGGAGAACGUCGACUUGGUGUUCGGUGAUGUUUUGGAUUGGAUUAUGAAACGAUCUGAAAUCUCCACCAUUGAUGAUAUAAUGAAGGAAGUGGAAGGGAAAGUGAAGUUUUCAAUGGCGGAUUCGACGAUGAUGUUACUUGUUCAACAAGCAAUGGACAAAGCCCAUGAAAAGAUCAAAACCAAACACGGUCUUCUCCUCCGUCUCAAUGCCAUAUCUAUUUUCUACGAGCUAGCUGUGAUACAGCUCGAGAGCUGUCUUAGUUUUGUUCAACAAGAGACCGAUAAACUAGAGAGUAACCACGAGGAAGUGGUUAGGGAUCUGAGAGAGAUUAAAGACAGACUUCACCACCGUCUCUUAGAGACCGAAUUAGCCAUUCUUGAGAAAGACAGACAGUUGUUAGAGAUGUCUGAGAACCAAGAGUCUCUGAGAAACGUGUUGGAGAGUAAAGAAACAGAGUUGGUUCAUUUGCAAGAUCUUGAGAGGAAGAGAUUUCAUAGUAAGAUUGGGGAUUUUAUUAAGGAAGAUGAGUUUUCGGAGCUGAAGAGCUCUGUUGAUCAACAAGUGAUGAAUCUUAGACAAAAGCUUGAGACAGAGUACGAUGAAUUGGGAGGAGAAACAGAGGAUCCUUCAGGGGUUGAUAUUGAUGUUUUGAAAGGGACAAUGGAUCUUGCUUUCAACAAGAUGCAUCACGCGAUAUUCUUGUCGGAAUUGGGUCCUAUUGAGCAGAGUUGGAGAUGGUCUAUAGAGAGAGAUUCAAUGGCGUUACUGAUAAAAGGUUUCAUGAAUGGUUUAGAGGAGAAGAUGGAGAAGGUAAUGAUGGUUGUAAGAGAUUAUGAAUCGGGUUUUAAAGAUCGGGUUUGUUCGAUUCGUAGAGAAGUAGAGUGUUUAGAAUCUCAGUUUGAUCAGAUCAUCGUCCAUAGAUCAUCAUCUCCUAGAUCAUGUGUAGCAACAACAGCAACAAUAUCAUCAUCAUCUUCAAUAGAUUAUGAAAUUAGUGAUGAUAAAGAAGCAAAAGAAGAUGGAGAGGAAGAACAAGAUUCGAGCAAUUUCCCUGUUUCAAAGUUGAUAAAGAGUCAUGAAUCAAUCAUUAGGAGGAAAAGCGAAGAGCUUGCUCCUCCUAAGAUCGAGUCUAUUAAACGACAGAAGAGCUGCAACAGCUCUAGCUCGAAGCGAGCUAUUGAUGAUAUUGUUGCAGGUCUUGAUGGUUUGAUGAGUCUUAACACUAAGCUAUUCGAACAUUUGUUUGAUGAUGAUGAUGGCGAUAGACAUAAGCAUGAUCAGGAAGUAGUAAUGGAUGACAAUUUGGAUGAUGUUUGGAUGAAAAUGCAGAAGAAUAGAUCGGUGUUUUCAGACAAUGCAAUAGAGGAGAAAGAAGAUGCACAGAUGAAAUUAAUGAUAUUGGAGGAUACUUACUUGACUUUGCUCAAAGGUGUAAAAGAAGAUGAGAUCACAAACAAUAGAAAAGCGGAAGAAGAAGAAGAGAUCAAGAGGGAAAAGAUCGAACCCACGAUUAAAUGUAUGGAUUGUUUAGAGAAUUUGAACUGGGAGAAAGAUUAUAAGAUUCUUCUUGAAGAUGAAGAAUUCAGACAAGAACUAAAUUGGAUUAUUGUAACAGAGUUGUUAAGAGAAGUUUCAGAGACUGUGGAGAAUCAUGAAAAGAUUGAAGCAAAUAAUAAACGAGUGAUUGAGGAAGAAGUAAACAGAGCCUGCUUGGAAGUUUCUUUACUCUACGAUGAGUUUGAUUUCAAGAUUCAAGAGAAGUUAAAGAUGGUAACUUUGAGGUUACAAAACUUGGAGAUAAAGAUUGAUUCAACGAUGGAUUUUAUCGCAGAGUUAACGCAAAAAGAAUCAGUUUAUAGAAGAGCUUUUGUUCUUGGGUCUGAGAAUCUAAGAAAGGCAGAAACUGAGGUUGAUCUUCUUGGAGAUCAAGUUGAUUCGCUUGUGAAGACUCUCCAGAAAAUACUUUGGACAUUGCAUCAACAUCCAUUGCUUCUCUCCAAUAACUCAGAUAUCAAAGUGAUGUUCUUCAUUUUAUCAGUGAUCAUGGCGUUGCUUUGUCAUCAUCAAUCCGAAGCUCAAGCGCCGCGGAAACCAAGUCCCGAUGAUUGCUUCUCGUCGAUAAAGAAGGUUCAAGGUUGUGUGGAUGCUGUGAAAGCUGCCACUAAAGGAGAUUUUAAAGGUUUGGGUAAGGAUUGUUGCCACGCCAUCAAUGGCCUCGUCGACGAUUGUUUCCCGAUCAUUUUCCCCGGAAAACCAUACAUUGUAGCACCCGUUAAGGAUGCAUGUGUUGUUAAUUAAUUAUUAGACCAAAUACUUGUUUCCUUGUAACGCAAGACACUCUGCGUAUGGGUAUACGGUAUACCUUAUUUCCUAAGAAACUAUUAUAUAAAUCAAUAAAAUUGCUGUUUGAUU